AAUUUUUGCGUGCCCUAAAACAGGGGCAUGGCGAUGGCAAUGGCGAUGGCCGUGGGGAGCUGCGAAUCCAUCGUUCUUCUCUAUUCCCAGCCAAGAAUCCCGAGGUCAGCUCUCCAAAUCCGAUGCUCAUCGUCCCUUGCGAGCAAACAGACAAGCAGCAGUAGCAAAAUCCCCUUGGCAUUGCAAGAUUUCGAGGCUGUGAUCGGUGUGGAGACGCACGUCCAGCUCGGCACGGCCACCAAGGCCUUCUGUGGAUGCCUCUCGCAGUAUGGCGCGCAGCCGAAUUCCAAUGUGUGCCCGGUGUGUAUGGGGCUGCCAGGAGCUCUCCCGGUUCUCAACGAGAGGGUCGUGGAUUUCGCCAUCAAGCUCGGCCUGGCGCUCAACUGCGAUCUCUCGCUGCGGUCGAAAUUCGAUCGGAAGCAGUACUUCUACGCGGAUCUUCCCAAAGGAUAUCAGAUCUCCCAGUUUGAUAUCCCGAUCGCCAGGCAUGGAAGCAUCGAAGUGGAUUUGCCAGUGGAAUACGGUGGUGGGCAUCGUAAGUUUGGAAUCACUAGAGUUCAUAUAGAGGAGGACGCUGGAAAGCUUGUUCAUGCUGGUGGUGGUGGAAGACUAUCCGGCUCGCCAUACUCGCUGGUGGAUUUAAACAGGGCUGGAGUUCCUUUACUGGAGAUUGUCUCGGAGCCGGACAUGAGAACCGGCAUUGAAGCUGCCGAGUACGCGGCGGAGGUGGCAAGAGUGGUAAAGUGUCUCGGCAUUGGAAGUGGAAGCAUGGCCGAGGGAUCGCUUCGCUGUGAUGUGAAUGUUUCUGUGAGACCCAGAGGCCAGGCAGCCUUUGGCACCAAGGUGGAAAUCAAGAACAUGAACUCGUGUGCCGCGAUGCAUCGGGCUAUAGACUUCGAGAUUUUGCGGCAAGUUGCUCUUCACAAGGAGGGUCUGGAGUCGAAGAUCGUGCAAGAGACUAGACUGUGGGAGGAAGGAAGUCAGAGAACUGUCACUAUGCGUGCGAAGGAGGGUCUUGCAGAUUACCGCUACUUUCCAGAGCCAGAUCUUCUCGAGCUUGUAUUGAAGCAGGAGCAAGUUGACUCAAUCAACGAAGCUCUGCCAGAGCUUCCGAAUGAAACUCGUCGGCGAUACGAGGCCUUGGGCCUCAGCAUGCAGGAUGUUCUUGUGCUGGCUGACGACAAGAAUGUGUCGGAAUACUUUGAUAGUACGUUGGAGCAAGGUGCUGACAUGAAAAUGGCUGCUAACUGGAUAAUGGGAGACAUCACUGCCUAUCUCAAGACGGAGAAGCUUUCGAUUUCCGACGUAAAAAUCUCUCCAAGCGUACUGGCGGAGCUCGUUACUCUCAUCAAGGACGGAACGAUCAGUGGGAAAAUCGGCAAAGAGAUUCUUCCCGAGUUGAUAAGAAACGGUGGCACUGCGAAAGAAGUGAUUGAAGCCAAGGGUCUCACCCAGAUUUCCGACGAAGCGGAGAUAGCUUCCCUGGUUGACAAGGUGCUACUGGAGAAUCCAAAGCAAUUAGAAGCUUUCAAGAAAGGAAAAACUAAACUCCAAGGAUUCUUCGAAGGCCAGGUGAUGAGAUCCACAAAUGGAAGGGUCAAUCCAAUUUUGAUGAAGAAGAUUGUCGCGCAGAAGCUAGGACUGUCCUGAAAGAAGAAAGAAAAAUUAAAUCUAAUGUGGAUAAGGAAGCUUUCGUUUG
Messenger RNA from Selaginella moellendorffii, 1699 nucleotides. RefSeq names its product glutamyl-tRNA(Gln) amidotransferase subunit B, chloroplastic/mitochondrial. Gene Ontology annotation, molecular function: glutaminyl-tRNA synthase (glutamine-hydrolyzing) activity. Gene Ontology annotation, biological process: mitochondrial translation; glutaminyl-tRNAGln biosynthesis via transamidation. The record is from RefSeq and is a predicted model, not a curated record. Lineage: Eukaryota; Viridiplantae; Streptophyta; Lycopodiopsida; Selaginellales; Selaginellaceae. Bases 28 to 1650 code for a protein of 540 amino acids. The transcript has 8 exons.